AUGUCGAAUUUGGUUGUAUUUUCAUUUUUGCUUCUCAUAAGCAACUCAAAAUUUAUCCAAGUGAGUCCAACUGGAUCAAUUACAACACUCAAGUCGGCGUGUUCUUUUGCACUUCCAGGUGACACAAUCGAGUUUUUGACAGGCAACUAUCCUCCUCAAAAUGUUCCUCAAAACACGUCUGGCACACCCACAAACCCAAUUAUAAUUCGUCCUUCACUCAACGCCAAACUCGUUUUUGAAACAUUAAUUGGCGCUUACAACGUGUUCAGUAUUUUCAACUCGUCAAAUAUACAAGUGAUUGGCCCAUUCAUUGUUCGUAAUGGGUAUCAUCGCUCUGUGGUUGUUGAAAAUUCAACAAAUAUUACAAUCAGUAACUUAAAAAUAUUCAACUCGACGAGUUGGGCAGUGUAUGCUACGGGUGUCAACAUCACUGUUAAAGACUCUUUGGCUGAUGGGUGUGUGUUGGACAACUUGAACUGCCGUAAAAACAGUUGGGGCCAAUGCUUUUCAACUUAUGCGAUUGAUCCAUACAUUCCCACUUUAUCACAAAACAUCAAUUAUAUAAACAACGAAAUUGUGAAUUCGUACGGCGAGGCAAUUGAUAUCAUUCUCUGCACAGACUGUGUCGUCAAAAACAACUUCAUCCACGACGUCUUUCCAAUUGCAAUAUACACAGACAACGCCAGAAAUCUUGUAUUUGCAAACAAUGUCAUCACAUUCACCAAUCAUUCAAUAUGCACCAACAACUCUCAAUACCACGCUAUCGCAAUUGGUGUUGAGACGUGGCCAAUCAAGUGUGUGUCCACAACCAACAUCACUAUAACUAACAACUUCAUUUAUGGAGCAUCAAAUGGGGUAUCAUAUUGGGGUCAAAGUGAAACAUGUGGGUAUUACAGUGAUAUUACUGUGUCAAACAAUGUGUUCUAUAACAUCACUGGUGCUGCAAUCGCUUUUCAUCAAGACUGCCUUGUCAAAGGAAAGACGUACAACAAUCAGUUCAAAAACAACUUCGUCUUUUCGACAUAUCAAUGGGAGGCUGCACUGGUCAACAAGAACAUGAGUAACACUUGGAACAUUUCAGCUAACAUUUAUUUUAAAGGAAAUAAAAACAUUUUGAAGGACACAUGGAAUGGCACUGAUGGGAAAAACACUCGUUGUACUUUGGAGAUAACAACACAACUCCAAACGACUUCUGGAAAGGCGGAGCAUUUCAAAAUUGCUCAAAUAAAGCGUAUGAAAGUGCUGAUAUCAAAACUUACUGUUUUGUGCCACAUAACAAUUCGGCGUUGUAUCAUUAUGGCGUCGACGUGA
Messenger RNA from Entamoeba invadens IP1, 1311 nucleotides. RefSeq lists its product as hypothetical. NCBI's taxonomy places the organism in Eukaryota, Evosea, Mastigamoebida, Endamoebidae. The transcript has a single exon. Bases 1 to 1311 code for a protein of 436 amino acids. The record is from RefSeq and is a predicted model, not a curated record.